CCGGAGUUUAGUCAAGCUCCGACACGGGUUUUCAGGAAAAUUCUACUAUUUAGUCAUGUAAACCCUCGCGUGUCCAUAAGUUAUCGAUGCCUUCCACAAAAUGGAUUUUACUUCUACAAACUCUACUUAUUUUCUAUGCCUUUUAUCAAGUGACAUGUGGAAUUAAAGAGGAAAUAAAGAAGCGACUGCUGAAGGCGCUCUCGAAGGCGGGUUAUACCUUAAAAUUCAUAGGUACCACAGGCGAGGCCCUUGGCGAUGCCAUUAUCCAUGGGAGUCGUUUACCAAAGGCCGUUUAUGAUAUCGUUCGCUCUCUGUUUAAAAAAGGGGAAUUGGAGAUUGAAUUGGAGGCUCAAUGGAAGGCAAAAUUGGACGCAGACUGGAAGACUAAAUUGGAGGCUCAAAAGAAGAAACCAGUAUGUGAACCAGCGGAUUUCAAAUGUAAAAUUCUGAACAUUUUUGGUAUGAAAUUGAAUGAAACAAAAGGAGAAUCUGGGGGGUAAAAAUGUUACAGUUUAAAUGGAUAUUUAAUGAUUUUGGAGGAUAAAUUUUGUAUGUGUACAAAUUUAA
Drosophila subobscura is the source of this 567-nucleotide messenger RNA. RefSeq lists its product as uncharacterized. The record is from RefSeq and is a predicted model, not a curated record. Lineage: Eukaryota; Metazoa; Arthropoda; Insecta; Diptera; Drosophilidae. The coding region runs from base 87 to 500 and encodes 137 amino acids. The transcript is spliced from 2 exons.